CCUAACUUGCUUGAGUAGAGUAGUAGUGGAGUAGGACUCUGCUCUACUACUAGCACCGGAGGAGUAGUAUGUUCUAAUAUAAAAUAGUUACAAACUUCAAUGCCCGAGCGUGGAACGACUAUGAACCUCCAUCGGUGCUAACUCCAAUCCUGCAAGUCAUGGAUUUGUUUCUUUUUAACUUUCUGUACGAAUCUGUAGCUAGCUUGCAAGUCACAUGCACUGUACUGACAGUGGAACCCACAGAGUACUUAGAAUACAAGAUUAAGGAUGCAAUUAACUUUUUAUAGAGGGAGAAUCAUACACGCAAUUAACUCAAAUGGAUUGGACGUGACUCUAUUAUUCUCCAACGGCAACCGGCAAAUUUCUUCCCGCGGGCCGGAGUAGGUUUCUCGGUUUGCAUGCGGGUUUAACGGAGGGGUUUGAUGGAGGCAAGGAGGCGUGUUCAGCCGGGCGUGCAGUGGACGGUGCAGUACUAUUCGAUUUAACAACUACGUACAACUAGUAUAUUAUAAAAAACAAAGAAGAGUAGUAGAGAUAGAGAUAAGAAUAGAGACUAGGGAGGAGCACCAUCUACUGCUUCGUGGGCUACUCCUACGCUCCAUUCGGCGGCCGCAACGUCCCCUACAGCCAUUCCCUCCUGCGCUCCAUUCGGCAGGCGCUGUUGAAAUUUGGGGAGCGCACUCUCGCGACUGCUAGCAGCGACGACUUCACCGACGAUGACUUCUUCCCCGACCUCGGCAACCUCUUCCUCAACGAUAUGGGCGACAACCUCAACGACAAUGGUGUUGCUCCCGUUGCACCCCACUCCCGUUUCAUGGACGGCCUGGUCGAUGCCUCCAAGGAGCCCUUCGUCUACUGCUAUGAGUGCCCGAUGUCGUUUUGGGGCUCGCCGGCACACAUCGUGCAUCACCUGACGCAGGCGUGCGGCGAUCACUACUGGCCCUUGGCGAAGAACAUCAAGUACAAGACGUGCUACCCGUUCACCGUGCCGGAGUCGCUGGAGGAUCAGCGCCGCCUGCUAGUCUCAGAGGAGGACGGCAGCGUCUUCCUCUUGAUCCUGGCCAUCGGCAAGGCCCGCGCAGGCCGCCGCCACAUCUCUGUAGUGUGCGUCAGGGGCAACGCCGCUGACACUGACACUGACACGAGGCCGAUGUACGGGUGCGUGCUCACUAUUACUACCCCUCGGAGGUACGUGGGCGGCGACACUGGCUACAUCAAGCUGACUUGGACUCUGCCGAGAUGGGACCUUCCCGCCGAUGUGGACAUGGAAGAUGCAUGGUAUUAUUUGACCUCCAACAAUGUGCAUGGGGACUCCAAGGAGGUUCAUCUGGACAUCUGCAUUACUAAGUUAAACUAGUCGUCUACCCGUGCAUUCGCACGGGCUAGUAAGAAAUGGCGAAAAAACUUCAUAAAUACGUCUUUGAAGUAUCGAGUUAUACUUAUGAUUUGGCAUGGAAUAUUUACUACAAUAGUCACCUUGAUUGAGCGAUAUAUGUAUGCAUUGUGACUAUGUUUUUUAUUCUUAUCUCUCUGUUGACUUGUAAUUAUUUAAGCAUUACUCACGGGAUGAUAUUGCUUCAUCUAUGCCAAUUGAAUUGUUAGAAUCUGUUUGGGAUUGCUACAUGUACCACUGGAAUGCAUGUCUUCUAACACAGUUUUUUGAGACAUGGCCUAUCUUUUGGAUCCAUACAUAUAAUAAAUGAAUGUAUAUAUUUUUAUGGCUGGUAAUUUGCAACAUUGUAAAUAAUAAUUAAUUGUACAGUCGAUGAAGACAUGUCAUGUUGUAGCACAUUGGACACCAUUACGUUGUACACUUUAAAAAUAUUUUAUCUCAACUCUCACUUGCCUUAUAAUAUAUUGUUAAUCUGUUUUGAUCUUUCUCUUAACUAUUUUUAUUGAUUUCUAAAAAUUAGAGAGCAACUAUGGAAAUUCCUUUAUGUCGUACUUUUGAAGUACAUGUAUAUACACAGUGUAAGGAUUAUGUCUCUAAAAGAUAUUACUAAAAACAACUUCUACGUGUACAUGAAGGAGUUAAUAAAAUUCACAUAUUUAUAUUCGUGUUAUAAAUUCUGAAUCAUCAUCCAUGGUUAAAAUUUGAGGGAACAAACGUGUUUCUAUGUAGAAAAGUAAAAUAAACAAUAAUGGUGUUUUAUCAUACUUGUAUCUUCUUCUUUUUUGCAUGUUAAAUCAUACUUGUACAUUGCGCCAAGUACCUAAUAUUAUGC
This is a messenger RNA of Triticum urartu, 2225 nucleotides long. RefSeq lists its product as uncharacterized. The record is from RefSeq and is a predicted model, not a curated record. Lineage: Eukaryota; Viridiplantae; Streptophyta; Magnoliopsida; Poales; Poaceae.